Molecule: messenger RNA, 1248 nt
Organism: Torulaspora delbrueckii
Lineage: Eukaryota; Fungi; Ascomycota; Saccharomycetes; Saccharomycetales; Saccharomycetaceae
Gene: AUR1
Product: inositol phosphorylceramide synthase
Exons: 1
Coding region: 1-1248 (415 amino acids)
Biological process (GO): inositol phosphoceramide metabolic process; sphingolipid biosynthetic process
Cellular component (GO): inositol phosphoceramide synthase complex
Molecular function (GO): inositol phosphoceramide synthase activity
Source: RefSeq, a predicted model, not a curated record
AUGGCAGAUGCUUUGAGGAGAUUCUUCCUCUCGGAUAAGCCUUCAUAUUCACAUGUAGCAGAUCUGGAAACAAGAUUUAAUCCCAAAAUAACGUUCGCAAAACUUCAAAGGUAUAAGCCCACUGUUAAGGAUGUUUGCCAUUAUUCGUUUCUAGGGUCUGUGUUUUUGUUUGUUUUCGUUGCUAAUCCAGCCCCUUGGACAUACAAGAUACUGUUUUACUGUUUCCUGGCGCUUUUAUUCAUUAUUCCAGUCACUUCACAAUUUUUCUUCAAUGCUUUACCGAUUUUAACGUGGUUAGCCCUAUAUUUCACAUCAUCAUAUUUUCCUGCAAGUCAUAGACCAAAAAUUACAGUCAAAGUUUUGCCUGCAGUAGAAACUAUUUUGUAUGGUGAUAAUCUCAGUGAUAUCCUUGCCACGUCGACCAACACUUUUUUGGAUAUUCUUGCGUGGAUCCCCUACGGAUUGUUCCAUUUCGGCGCUCCAUUUGUGGUGGCAGCUAUCCUGUUCCUUUUCGGUCCACCAACAGUUUUGAGAGGAUAUGCGUUUGCAUUCGGUUACAUGAAUUUGUUCGGUGUUAUAAUUCAGAAUGCAUUCCCAGCCGCUCCACCAUGGUAUAAGAUUCUUUAUGGGUUGGAAUCUGCACACUACGGUAUGCAUGGUUCUCCGGGUGGUUUGGCAAGGAUAGAUCACUUGUUGGGCAUAAACCUGUACACAAGCGGAUUCUCAAACUCGUCAGUCAUUUUUGGCGCAUUCCCCUCCCUCCAUUCUGGCUGUGCUACCAUGGAGGCUUUGUUCUUUUCUUACUGUUUCCCAAAGCUAAGACCUAUUUUUAUUGGGUAUGUUUGUUGGCUAUGGUGGUCCACAAUGUAUCUGACACAUCAUUAUUUUGUUGACCUUGUGGCGGGAUCGGUUCUUUCCUAUAUCAUCUUCCAAUACACAAAAUACACUCAUCUACCGGUGGAUACUAGUCUAUUCUCUAGAUGGUCUUACGCAUCCGUGGAAACAUAUGAUAUGGAUAAGAUGAAUCCACUACGUGCAGACGCAAACGAUGUAGAGAACGUCCCACUUUCGAACUUGGAACUCGAUUUUGAAUUAAACUCUAUGGAUGAAGCAAGUCGCACUCCCUCAAUAUUCGAUGGACCCACUUCAACAUCAAGAUCGUCAGCAACUUCCAACACGUCGCUUGCCGAAUUCCAGCACGACUAUGCGGGUGCAUCGCCAAGACUCAACAAACCUAGAUUUGAGUAA